GUUGUUUGUAUUCAGUCCCGGACGAGAAUCUGCAUCGAAAGCUCCUCACUCGCUACGGAUGUUAUCACCGCGAUAUUGGAAAAAUUUUAAAUUGUGUUUUUGUGAGCUAAAAUAAUAAAGAAAAAAAAAAAUAUCCUGCUAGCAAGGAGCCAUAAUACAGUGUACCUAAAAGUGAAAAAAAAUAGUGAAAACAUCCUAAAAGUAUACAACUGAUUAUAUAAAUUUAAUAGAAAAAUACGGUUUCUUCAUUCGUUUUGUUUUCCUUAUUCAACAAAAAUUAUGUUAUAAUGAAAAAUUAGUGGAAAAAAAAGUCUUGAGUAUAAAUUUUGUGUAAGGAUACGUAGAUUGAAGAAAAAAAACCUGCUUCUCUAUUUGAUUGAUGCAAAAUGAAUUAUGUGAAGUGGGCGUGCUAAUAUUUGUGUAUCAGCGAGUUUGUGUCUAUGUGGAUUAAAAAAAAAAAUCUUACACAUUUUUCUAAAUAAAAAUAAUUCGAAAAAAUGUAAAAUGUCUAUGUAAAAGUUAUUAGAUAUUCGAUAUCUAAAAUAUCCUUCCCUGUGAAGGAUAUACAGAUCCUUAAAGUCGUUUUUCUUUUAAUUUUGUGUAAACCUAUCGUUCUUAACGUGGUAUAAUUUAUUUUUGCAAGCAAAAAAGAAUAAAGAAAAUUUAUAACAAAACCCUGAAAUAGUUAAGGAUAGCGAAAAAAAAGGACUCUCCCAAGGAAUAGAACAUAGACACACGAGCAAUAGAAUCGACAAGAAAAAAAAAAAAAAAAAAACAGAAGAGAAAAAGGAUAUCACCACCAAUACAUACCAUUAUCAUUGCUAUUAUAGUCGCGCGGAGACGACAACGACAAAGCAACGAACAAGAAUUUCCAGUCGUGUCGUCCUCUCCAUGGAAUAUGCUGAAUGGUUGCUCGCAAUAUAGUUACACAAAUUUGUUCAAUUAGUUGAAAUGCGUUUGAUUUCGAUUUGGGUGUUGAAUAAUGAACAGUUAAAAGGUGACAAGGCAAAGGACGAUCAGAGAAAUAAUCAUCAGCAGCAGCAUAAGCAGCGGCGUAAUAUGCAAUCAGGAUUUCCGUCUUCAUUACGAUGCUGUAUAAUUAUUUGAGAAAAUGGAACAUUCGGAAGCGAAGGCAUCAUUUGGAUACAUGAUAAGCACCGUUAUACACAGCAUCAUUGCAGUCAUUCAUAAAGUGUCAUCAUUUGGCUUAGACCACUCAUCGAAGAAGCUUAAAGACAUUUCAUUAUCAUCACUGUCAUCGUCUUUAAAAAGCGCAUUGGACGGCUGCGGCUACUGUCAAAAUGGUCGCUUACAAUGGCUUUGGCUUUGGAGGGCAGGCCCCUCCAUCGAUUCUAGCCCCAUUAUCGCCGACCCUCAUGAAAACCACCAGCACCACCACAACAACAACGACGACAACAACAACAACAGCAGCCACCACACAAGCAGCUCUCGUCCUGCUCGAAAACAUCACAGCACUGGUAUUCGAAGACAGUCAAGCCAAUCAUACAAACGCUACGUACGUCGAAGAGCGUGGCCUUCGCUACACAAUUCCGCAGAUGGUCCUGUUGGCAAUCAUCGCCACUGUUUUGAGUAUUUUGACAGUGGCGGGCAAUUUCAUGGUCAUGAUAUCAUUCAAAAUCGAUAAGCAGCUUCAGACCAUUAGUAACUAUUUCCUAUUCUCACUAGCCAUUGCGGAUUUUGCGAUUGGUCUCAUCUCGAUGCCGUUGUUUGCUUUGUCGACCAUACUUGGAUAUUGGCCAUUGGGGCCGCACAUAUGCGACACUUGGCUGGCCCUAGAUUAUUUGGCCUCCAAUGCAUCUGUGUUGAACUUGUUAAUUAUAAGUUUUGAUAGAUAUUUUAGUGUAACAAGACCAUUAACAUAUCGCGCAAAGCGUACGACUAGUCGGGCGGCUGUAAUGAUUAGCGCCGCAUGGGGUAUCAGUUUGUUGCUGUGGCCACCAUGGAUUUAUAGUUGGCCCUAUAUUGAGGGUAAACGAACGGUGCCGGAGAAUGAGUGUUAUAUUCAGUUUAUUGAGACAAAUCAGUAUAUUACAUUCGGGACAGCAUUGGCAGCUUUUUAUUUUCCAGUGACGAUAAUGUGCUUUUUGUACUAUCGGAUAUGGCGAGAAACUAAGAAACGACAAAAGGAUUUGCCUAAUUUGCAGGCGGGGAAGAAGGAUUCGUCAAAACGUUCGAAUUCCAGCGAUGAAAAUACUGCGGUUAACCACCAUGGCAUGAUGUCCAUUUCGCAUGUUGGAGGGAAUGACCAUGAUAAUUGGCGACGUCCUCGGUCUGAGUCAUCGGCCGAUGCCGAGAGUGUUUACAUGACAAACGCUGUUCUCACAGAUGCCAGCUAUCAUGGAAUCCAUUCGCGGAGAUCGAGUAUAAAAAGUGGCAGCAAUAUAAGGAAAUCGAAUAAAUGUUUUGGCGGAAUCAAAGAAUGGUGUAUUGCGUGGUGGCAUUCUGGCCGUGAGGAUUCUGAUGAUUUUGUUUAUGAACAUGAGGAUCCCUCUGAUUUAGGGUAUGCAACACCUGUAACCAUAGAAACUCCUUUACAAAGCUCCGUAUCCAGAUGCACAUCGAUGAAUGUGAUUCGUGAUCCAUACGCAACAGUGCGACCACCUAGUAUGAUAUUACCCGAUGUUUCACCAACACCAUUACGACCACCGCUUACGCCUCUAUCACAACUUCAAGAAAUUUCGGGACCACGCGAUUCGCGCUCAUUACCAAAUAAUAGCAAUCGUCUUGGCUCUCGAUCGGUUAGCCAAGACUCCGUCUACACUAUAUUAAUACGUUUGCCGUCAGAUGGCGCCAAAACGGGCGACGAACAUGCCCCAUCAAUAAAAAUGAUACAAGAUGAUGUUCCUUUACCCGCUAUUUCAACAGCAACAGCAGCAGCAACAGCUGUACCACCGAGACGACAAUUGCCGUCACGUGACUCCGAAUAUAGUCUGCCAGUUGUACGAAGGCUUUCGCAUGCCCCGCACGAUAUUCGAAUACCGCUAAAUGCGAAAAUCAUACCCAAGCAGCUGGGCAAAACUGUUCAACCCCUCACCGCCCGGCAGGCAAAAAAGAAGAAAAAAUCACAAGAGAAACGACAGGAGUCGAAAGCAGCAAAAACACUAUCCGCCAUUUUGCUUAGUUUCAUCAUAACCUGGACCCCGUACAAUAUCCUGGUGCUGAUCAAACCCCUCACAACCUGCAGUGACUGCAUACCCGAUGAAUUGUGGGAAUUCUUCUAUGCCCUCUGCUACAUCAAUUCCACCAUCAAUCCUAUGUGCUAUGCUCUGUGCAAUGCGUCCUUCCGGCGGACCUACAUCCGGAUCCUGACAUGCAAAUGGCAUACGAGAAACCGUGAAGCAAUGGUACGAGGUGUGUAUAACUGAUGGGAUUACUUAUAAGUAAGGGAAAGGGAUGUUAUUGUUGUUGUUUUGUUUAUGUUUAUUUAAAUUUUGUUUUUUAUCGAAGUCGAAGCCAUGUCGAUGUCGAGGUUUAUUUUUUAUUUUGAAUUCGAAAAGAUAUUCGUGUUUUGAGGGCAGCUUAACUUCUUCUUUUCAAUUUCAUUCAUCGCACAAGAACACGUCUCGCCUGCCUGCCCACCGACCUUGCUGUCAGAAAAAAAGGAAAGAUUUUUCUCAAUUUUCAAAGGACUAUGUUGGGCGCUUCAGGCGCUUCGUUCAACUCCGAAGGGAUAUUCGUAUUGGUGUAGUGUAGUCGUUCUUUGGCUUCGUUUUUUGGUCGGUCAGUCAAUUUCAGUUGUGAAUUGAUUUUAUGUAAUUUAUUUUCAUUCCCUACAACAAUUCCUAGCCGAAAUGGCAGCAAUUUAUUUAAAUUUCCGUUCAGGAUAUUCUAAAGGUUCUUCUUUGUUUUUUUUUUUUUUUGGUUCUCCUUAAUUUUUUUUCGUUUUCUUGUAAUAACAGGUUUUUUCUUUUAGCUUUUUUGGUUUGGACCGUUAAAGUAAUGGCCGUGUGAUUUGUUUUCUUCAUAAAAUGUUCACUUGUUAAGCACUAUUGCGGAAGUUAAACGAAAGUUAUCCUUUUGAAGUUGGUGUUGUUAUUUUUGCUCUUCUUUUCAUCAUCUAACUUUGGGGUUGUGAAAUAGUGUCUAUUAUUGAAGAUGAAAACAAUUGGCAGAUGUUUAAUCGGAUGAAAAAAAAAAACUGCUCUUCAAAAUAACACAACACAAAAGAAUUAAUUUUUCCUAUACGAAAGUCUGCUUGCUGAUAUGUCCUCAAAGCUCAAAUCAAAUUAAUAGAAACGGUCCUUUCAUUCAUUUACACAACAAUAGUUUGAUAGGGAAAUGUUUGUUUGUAUUUAUAGAUACUUUUUUGACAGUACAGUAACGUUCGUUUGAAUAUAAUGAAAUGUUGUGAAAUCGUUCUUUGUAAGUUCCCAAAGGUUUCCGGGUUUUAAAGCUAAGAAGUUGUAACCAAUCUCAAAAUGAGUUGCUCAAAAUGGCUCAUUUUCUAUCUAGACACAACGACUAGUUUUGCAUUAGAGACCAAAUGGGUUUGUUUUGUCUCAAUGGGUUAUAAGGACUUGGAUAGAAUGAACUCGAAAACGUCACAAUAGUAAUAAUUUUAAUCUCACGUUGGGCGCCACUUUUAUUUUAUAAAAGUUGAUUCAAGCAAUGCUUCAAGUGUCCAGAUUGCAUUGAACCAUUUUUCAAUUAAGCAAAUGCUCUCCCUUUAUUUACAAACUUUGGGAAUUAGAUCUCACGUUGGGCGCCAGUUAAACUAAUAAAAUGAAAC
Molecule: messenger RNA, 4750 nt
Organism: Episyrphus balteatus (marmalade hoverfly)
Lineage: Eukaryota; Metazoa; Arthropoda; Insecta; Diptera; Syrphidae
Gene: mAChR-A
Product: muscarinic acetylcholine receptor DM1
Exons: 6
Coding region: 1302-3386 (694 amino acids)
Biological process (GO): G protein-coupled receptor signaling pathway, coupled to cyclic nucleotide second messenger; chemical synaptic transmission; adenylate cyclase-inhibiting G protein-coupled acetylcholine receptor signaling pathway
Cellular component (GO): dendrite; synapse; plasma membrane
Molecular function (GO): G protein-coupled serotonin receptor activity; G protein-coupled acetylcholine receptor activity
Source: RefSeq, a predicted model, not a curated record